Molecule: messenger RNA, 2588 nt
Organism: Esox lucius (northern pike)
Lineage: Eukaryota; Metazoa; Chordata; Actinopteri; Esociformes; Esocidae
Product: zinc finger protein 234
Exons: 7
Coding region: 77-1684 (535 amino acids)
Biological process (GO): regulation of transcription by RNA polymerase II
Cellular component (GO): nucleus
Molecular function (GO): DNA-binding transcription factor activity, RNA polymerase II-specific; RNA polymerase II cis-regulatory region sequence-specific DNA binding
Source: RefSeq, a predicted model, not a curated record
ACAUUCUUAUGGCAGUAGUUUUCAGUUGAAUUUCUACAACAUCCUCCGGUCUGGUGAAGAAUUGUAUCGGUUCAAAAUGAAUAAGGACUCUGACUGCAGAACCAGCCCGUCCCUCUCUUCUACUGGAGCCAAACCCACGCGGGUCCUGUGUCCUGACAGGAACCACAGAAUCCCAGGCCCCCUGCUGGAUGCAGCAUUGGUCAACGGGGGCUGGGAUUCUUUUUGUAGAGAGAGAAAAGCUCCAUUGGCAGUACCUGAACUGCAGGAGAAUCGUCAGAAACCCAAGACACUGCACACUUGUCCAGUGUGUGGAAGGCACUGUCAAAAGUUAUCCAUACUUCAGAUCCAUAUGAGAAUCCACACUGGAGAGAAGCCGUACCCCUGCUCCGACUGUGGCAAGAAGUUUGCUCACCUGGGGGCCAUGAGACGCCAUCUCCUUACACACACGGGAGAGAAGCCAUACUGCUGCUCUGUGUGUGGGAAGAGUUUCACCCAGUCAGGACACCUGAGGGAGCACCAGCAAUCUCACUCUGGAGAGAAGCAUCCCUGCUUGAUCUGUGGGAAACAGUACAUCAGAUCAGAAGACCUGAAGAUCCACCACAGAGUUCAUACAGGGGAGAGACCCUAUCGCUGUGCUGACUGUGGCAAGAGCUACAUCCGCUCCAAGAACCUCCGGGCUCACAAGCUGACCCACCAGAGGACAACAGGAGUGGGUAGGAUGGGGGAGGAGCCGGCAGCUUCUAACCAGGUGAAAGUCAAGGAGGAGGAAGAGGUUUGCGGUGUCAUCACUUCUGAAGGACAAGAUGUCAACUGGAGUUUCCCCAGUCUCAGGGGGAGUACAGUCUGUGGUUCUGGAACUGAAGGAGGUCCAUCUACGUCACGGGUCAACCAGCAGGCUGGGGCCCACUCAAGCCCGAAGGCUAGAGAGUCCUUGGAUCCUGACCAAAGCCUUGAGGAAGACAUCAGUCAGACCCUUGGGAUGAACAUGACUGUAGAAGAAGAGGGGGAAGUGAAAAAAGAAGAAAGGGAGGCAAAAGAAGAAGAGGAGGAAGUUGGUGGUUUCAUUAAUUCCGAAGGGGAGGAAGUUGAAUGGGAUUCUGUUCAACAUAGAGUGAGUCCCAGCCGUGAUUUAGACUUCGAAGACCGCCCCACUGCACCAGGACGACCUGAGAAACACCAGGAGAUUUACAAGACUCCAACUAAGACGUCCCACUGCUGCUCAGUGUGUGGAAGAGAAUGCCAUAAGCUCUCUGUGCUUCAGAUCCACAUGAGAAUCCACACGGGAGAGAAGCCGUACCCCUGCCCCGACUGUGGCAAGAAGUUUGCUCAUCUGGGGGCCAUGAGGCGCCAUCUCCUCACACACACAGGGGAGAAGCCAUACUCUUGCUCCGUGUGUGGGAAGGGUUUCACCCAGUCAGGACACCUGAGGGAGCACCAGCAGUCUCACUCCGGAGAGAAGCCUCACCUCUGUGUGGUCUGCGGGAGGGGCUUCUCGCGAGUCUCCGACCUGAAGAUCCACCACAGGGUCCACACGGGGGAGAGGCCGUACAGCUGCGAGAACUGUGGGAAGAGGUACGCCCGCUCACAGAAGCUACGUGCUCACCAGCGGACGCACCACGCGACCAGGACAGACGCCGAGGACAGGGACACGUCCAGUGCGGAAGCUUUCACAAUUAAGGCCUGACGGGCCUGGCGUCAAUGUAGGUGAUGUUAGCGGUGUGGACAACAAGGACACACCGCGGAAGUCAAGUGUACAGACUGAAGAUCCUUCAUGAUGUUGGUAUAGCAGACUGAUGUCUGAUCCGACAGGUAUCUGAGAUCUAUAUUCCAGUUGAAGGAGGAAUAGAGUUCUGACACCAGUGAAAAUACACUCUGGCAUAAGUCCGGAUUGGGGAGACCUCUGAGCCCCUGACCUCUGAGCCCGACCCCCUUCAAAACAGACAUGUUUGUCUCUGAGCAACAUCUUCUAGAAGUAACUUCUUUAUUAAGAACAAAUUAAUUUUACAAUGACUGUGAUGUGGUUGUCUCACUCAAUAUCAUGUAAAUAUGGGUACUGUUGUGGGAUCAGCUUCCUCUUCCCCAUCUUAACUUUAACCAUUAGUGGGAGAAAUACCAAACUGACCCCAAAUCAGCAUAAAGGUGCAAUUUCCUCCUAAUUCAUGUUACCUGGUUGGACUUACAUCAGAGAGCCCAAGCAUUGUUUUAAUGAGGAAGAACUGUAGACUUGGUUGUAAAUUGUUGCAAUGGAUGUAGUUUCCGAAUUCCAAUUGAACCAAAAAGUGAAUCCAUUACAGACGACAUCGCUCAGAUGAAGGUCCAGUGAUCCGAACUGGAACCACGUAAUGUUUGUUCUCUAACUAUCCUGUGUGAGAAACACAUUUUAAACGAUGUCCCAUAAGGUUUAAUAGGUUAUGUAACAAUUGUAGUCUCUGUAUCAUACAGACAGUCUACUACAUGACAACUCAGCACACAGAGGGAGAAUUAGGACUGAUUCAGGUUAUGACGCCUCCAUGUGCAAGGUUUGAAUAAAUAAUGAUUGAAUAAGUAAGCAAAAUAAUAUAAAUCUAUAAAAACCGUGAUAUUUAUAA